AUGGCGUCCUUGCCACCGCAGAGGUCGGUGUCACUCGCGCAAUCCAUGAACGAAGCUACUUUGGACGGCACAACUACAUGGGAAGAAGCCAUUGGCAUCACCGAUGGUAUGAAAAUCAUGACUUUGGACAAGCCGUUGGUAGUGAAUAAGCCCAUUGGUGCCAUCAAGAUCGGGGACCUGCCUGCAAAAGACGAGAUCGUGGACAGUAUGAACAAAAAGGUGCAGUUUUUGGAAGUUUUGAUGGACUACGAGGGUGACCUAGACCUCAAAAUCAUCGAAACUCUCUUCAAGCAGCAGAGGUACAGCGAUCUCCCUGAGCCAAUCAAGAUGAAAGGUAACAAUCUCCAUCCCUACACCAUGCAAUUGUUCUUGCUGCCAAAAGGGGCGAACAAAUGGGAUAUUGUGAAGCAUGUCAGGUUCGCCGACGGCACCAGGAUGAUGAGUUCAACCAUUAAAACGAUGUGCACGGGGAGGCCUUUGGAGAUUAACUACCAGAAGAAUUUCCGUGAAGGUUCUCGUGCCUUACAAUAUCUAUUGGAAGGCUUGGGUGGGUUUCAGGUUCGGUACCACCAACUCGUCCCUGGGAAUGCAAGCACCAAGCCGGUGAAGGAAACGGAAGACAUCCGCAAAGGCUUCACCUUCCUGAAGGAGCACGGGCCGCAGGAAAAUUCCAACGGCGAGUUCACAUCUUGGACGGAGGAGCAAGUCAAUGAUCCAAACGGACCGUUGUUUCGGUGGGACAGGGGCACUAUCAAAGAAUAUCUUCGUUGUUUGGCGGACAAAGGGUCGCAAGCGAAAACUAUCGCAGACUGGCCGCUCACUCUCGUAGACUUCACUCCGUGGGCCAUCAACCUAGUCAUCGCACCGGUCUUGCCUUAUGUCAUCGAGAGCGGUGUCAUCUGGAUUGGUAAAUCCUAUGUUGGCAAAAGCCCGCUGUCCUACACACUCGCAAAGGUUCUUUCCGCUUAUUGGCUGCUCCAAGAGGGUCGUGACGACCAGGGGCCUACAUUCCAGACGGCAAAUCAUCUAGACUACUUCCGGAAGGAGAUGGGGCGUCGGACAAAGCCGCGCGUCUACGACGAUGGCAACCUUCCAACAGAGCUCCCUGCAUCGGUGAAAGCUAUUUUGGAAGUGUCGGGUGUGGAUCGCAAGACCAUGGCGCGAUACAAUGCGUCAUCGUAUGAAAAGAAUCAGUUUUGUCAGGUGUGCUCGAACCCCUACGACCACCAAGCCGCCAAGCCCAUGGACAAGAAUGUAUCUUCUGAUCAGGUUGACUUCAAGACCUUCUACGACUUGGUGCGCACACAGCAAGCACCAGUCAAACGGCAUGCUUGGCCUUCCGAUGACCUCGGCAUGGUGUCGCCGUGCGCCAGGCCAAUCUUCGACGCCUACAAGAAGGGUAAUCUCUCCAAGCUGCCGCCCAACCACAGCGUCAACUUACAAUGGUCGCUCAACUUGUUGCAAGCCGCCCUCGACGGUGAAGCGGUUGGCCGGUGUUACACAGUUAUGCAAAAGGACUUCUCUGGUAAAAAAGUUGUGCGUGAGUGCCGUCCUGAGCUCGCCAACAUCGACGCCACGACCGUCUUCUAUCCCGACCUCUGCCAAGAUGCUCCAGCUAGCCUCCCUGCCAAGCGCCUCAAAUCUGUGCGGUCUUCCAAUGCUCUGCUCACCAACGAGACCAGUCAUGACGAGCACCACCAUGACGAAGAUAAACCGAAGCAGGUCUUCAUCUCCGUGGCCUUCUCCGAAAUCGAAGGUCCCAUCGCCAAAGACAUCUGCAACUUCUGCCGAUCCGCUCCCGGCAGUGAGAUGGACAUUGCGUCGCCUAUCCGCGAUCCUAUGGAUGAUCUAUCACAAGAGCUCGACGCUUUGUUCGCGGAGGAACUCGCGAAGGACGACCACCAGUGA
Symbiodinium sp. CCMP2592 is the source of this 1908-nucleotide messenger RNA. The record is from the annotation of a GenBank genome assembly. NCBI's taxonomy places the organism in Eukaryota, Dinophyceae, Suessiales, Symbiodiniaceae.